GGAUACACAUCAACUGUGACGUAGGAAGACCCCGAAGAACUAUCUUCGCACUGCUUAAGUAUAUAAACGGCAUGGAUGCAAGGGAAGUCAUCAGUAACUCGAAGCCGUCCGGUCAUAAACCAUUCAUUCUUCUGAAAACAUGGCAUUCAAAUUUGUAGCCCUUUUCGCCGUACUGGCCGUUGCUAGUGCAGGAGUUGUUCCGGUCCAACAGUUGCACACUUCGUACCACGAGCCCGCUCACAUUGCUUAUCAUCACGAACCGCAACCGACUCUGCUGAAAACUGUUGCUCAGCCAACAUACGUGAAGACCAUUGCCCAGCCCACUAUUGUGAAGACCAUCGCUCAACCAACGCUCGUGAAGCAGGUUGAACUUCACGACGAUCACAACGCUCAGUAUGACUUCUCGUACGGAGUGCACGACGAGCACACCGGCGACAUUAAGGAUCAGCACGAAACUCGUCACGGCGAUCAGGUUCAUGGCCAGUACAGCCUAAUCGAUUCGGAUGGCCACAAGCGUACCGUUGAAUACACCGCUGAUGACCACAACGGAUUCAACGCUGUCGUUCACCGUGAGCCAACCGACAUCAAGAUCCCCCAACCGGUGCACAAGAUUGCCAUUGCCCAGCCUGUUGCCAAAGUUAUCGCUCAGCCAGCUUAUGUCCAUGCUGCUCCGGCUGUUGCCCACUACCACGCUCCAGCACCCACCACUGUGAUCAAAACGGCUGGACUUUCGCACUAUUAAAUGCGGAGGAAAGUUCUGAAAGUGUUGUUGAAGUUAAACCAUGUUUAAGCUGUGACGAUUCAUCUCGAUAGGAUAUAGUACAAAAUAUAUAGUUUUGAAAUUUA
This is a messenger RNA of Aedes albopictus (Asian tiger mosquito), 846 nucleotides long. RefSeq names its product cuticle protein 7-like. Gene Ontology annotation, cellular component: extracellular matrix. The transcript is spliced from 2 exons. Bases 140 to 742 code for a protein of 200 amino acids. NCBI's taxonomy places the organism in Eukaryota, Metazoa, Arthropoda, Insecta, Diptera, Culicidae. The record is from RefSeq and is a predicted model, not a curated record.